Messenger RNA from Cherax quadricarinatus, 4363 nucleotides. The record is from RefSeq and is a predicted model, not a curated record. NCBI's taxonomy places the organism in Eukaryota, Metazoa, Arthropoda, Malacostraca, Decapoda, Parastacidae.
GGUGAGUAUAUAAGCCGCAGUGAAGGUUGGGAAGACAUUCACUCCUCCUUCAGCCGUCAAGGAUGCGGCUCCUGCAGGUGACAGUGUUGUGUUGUGUGGUGUUGGCCGUCGUGGGUGUGCCUACACCAACACCUGACGCGGGCCCACAACCAGAGCUCAACAAGGGCUACAGCUAUGAAGCACCAUUCAAGGGCUUCGGUCUGCCAGGGGAGGAGGUAGACCACAGCCAGCCCACCUACCAGGAACCUGACACAGGUUACCUACCACCUGAAGGUCUUGCUCCAGGUGACCUGCCAGACAUAGCUUUUGGCUUACCUGCUCUUGAACCAGCUAAUGAACCUCCAGCUAUAAACCCAAGCUAUACUACGCCAGCUACUUAUAAACCAACAUAUGGUACAACUAAACCUUAUACACCACCUAAACCAACAUACGGUACACCUAAACCUUAUACACCACCUAAACCAACAUACGGUACACCUAAACCUUAUACACCACCUAAACCAACAUACGGUACACCUAAACCUUAUACACCACCUAAACCAACAUACGGUACACCUAAACCUUAUACACCACCUAAACAAACUUACAGUUCACCUACACCAUCCUACACACCACCUAAACCUACCUAUAGCCCACCAAUUACUUCCUAUACACCUAAACCAACCUACACACCUCCUAAACCAACCUACAGUCCACCAACAACGGCCUACCCACCCCCUAAACCUACCUAUACACCACCUAUUACUUCCUAUGCACCUAAACCAACCUACAGCACACCUACACCUUCAUAUGGACCACCUAAACCAACCUAUGUAGCACCUGUACCCUCAUACACACCACCUAAACCAACUUACACCACACCUAAACCUUCAUAUGGACCACCUAAACCAACCUACAGCACACCUAAGCCUUCAUAUGGACCACCUAAACCAAGCUACAGCACCCCUAAACCUUCAUAUGGACCACCUAAACCAACCUAUGCAGCACCUAUACCCUCAUACACACCUAAACCAACUUACACCACACCUAAACCUUCAUAUGGACCACCUAAACCAACAUACGGAACACCUACACCUACAUAUGGACCACCUAAACCAACCUAUGUAGCACCUAUACCGUCCUACACACCACCUAAACCAACUUACACAACACCUAAACCUUCAUAUGGACCACCUAAACCAACAUAUGGAACACCUACACCUACAUAUGGGCCACCUAAGCCAACCUACAGCACACCUAAACCUUCAUAUGGACCACCUAAACCAACCUACGUAGCACCUAUACCGUCCUACACACCACCUAAACCAACUUACACCACACCUGAACCUUCAUAUGGACCACCUAAACCAACAUACGGAACGCCUACACCUACAUAUGGGCCACAUAAACCAACCUACAGCACACCUAAACCUUCAUAUGGACCACCUAAACCAACCUAUGUAGCACCAAUACCGUCCUACACACCACCUAAACCAACUUACACCACACCUACACCUUCAUAUGGACCACCUAAACCAACAUACGGAACGCCUACACCUACAUAUGGGCCACCUAAACCAACCUACAGCACACCUAAACCUUCAUAUGGACCACCUAAACCAACCUAUGUAGCACCUAUACCGUCCUACACACCACCUAAACCAACUUACACCACACCUACACCUACAUAUGGACCACCUAAGCCAACUUACAACACACCUACACCUACAUAUGCACCACCUAAACCAACUUAUGGAACACCUACACCUACUUAUGGGCCACCUAAACCCACAUAUGGAGCACCUACACCUACAUAUGGACCACCUAAACCGACCUAUGGAGCACCUGAACAGAACCUCGGUUCUUUUGCUUCCUCAAUUGGUUCUUCUAAAUUCACAUCAGAAUCUUCAUCAGCUUAUCAAUCUUCAAAUGAGAUAAUUAAUGUUGGUUUUGGAAGCACAGGAAGCAGUGGUUCAGGGACAGGUCAGGGCUACUCAGGAGGAUCAGGUUUUGGAAGCACAGGAAGCAGUGGUUUAGGGUCAGGUCAGGGCUACUCAGGAGGAUCAGGUUUUGGAAGCACAGGAAGCAGUGGUUCAGGGUCAGGUCAGGGCUACUCAGGAGGAUCAGGUUUUGGAAGCACAGGAAGCAGUGGUUUAGGGUCAGGUCAGGGCUACUCAGUAGGAAUCGGGUUUUUUGGAAGCACAGGAAGCAGUGGUUCAGGGUCAGGUCAGGGCUACUCAGGAGGAUCAGGUUUUGGAAGCACAGGAAGCAGUGGUUUAGGGUCAGGACAGGGCUACUCAAGAGGAUCAGGUUUUGGAAGUACAGGAAGCAGUGGUUUAGGGUCAGGUCAGGGCUACUCAGGAGGAUCAAGUUUUGGAAGCACAGGAAGCAGUGGUUUAGGGUCAGGUCAGGGCUACUCAGGAGGAUCAGGUUUUGGAAGUACAGGGAGCAGUGGUUUAGGGUCAGGUCAGGGUUACUCAGGAGGAUCAGGUUUUGGAAGCACAGGAAGCAGUGGUUUAGGGUCAGGUCAGGGCUACUCAGGAGGGUCAGGUUUUGGAGGCACAGGAAGUAUUGGUGUAGGGUCAGGUCAGGGCUACUCAGGAGGAUCAGGUUUUGGAGGCACAGGAAGUAUUGGUGUAGGGUCAGGUCAGGGCUACUCUGGAGGAUCAGGUUUUGGAGGCACAGGAAGUAUUGGUGUAGGGUCAGGUCAGGGCUACUCAGGAGGAUCAGGUUUUGGAGGCACAGGAAGUAUUGGUGUAGGGUCAGGUCAGGGCUACUCUGGAGGAUCAGGUUUUGGAAGCUCGGGAAGCAGUGGUUUAGGGUCAGGUCAGGGCUACUCAGGAGGGUCAGGUUUUGGAGGCACAGGAAGUAUUGGUGUAGGGUCAGGUCAGGGCUACUCUGGAGGAUCAGGUUUUGGAAGCUCGGGAAGCAGUGGUUUAGGGUCAGGUCAGGGCUACUCAGGAGGGUCAGGUUUUGGAAGUACAGGAAGCAGUGGUUUAGGGUCUGGUCAGGGCUACUCAGGAGGAUCAGGUUUUGGAAGCACAGUGAGCAGUGGUUUAGGGUCAGGUCAGGGCUACUCAGGAGGAUCAGGUUUUGGAAGCACAGGAAGCAGUGGUUCAGGGUCAGGCCAGGGCUUCUCUGGAGGAUCAGGGUCACAUGACCUAACAGCAUCAUACGGAGCCUCAGGAUCUCUGGGAGGUGUGGCUGGCUCACUGGGUCUACACAACUCAGCAAUUUCAUCACAAAAUGAUCUUGAAUCCCGGCAGUUAACUUCUGGCUACACUCCUAACCAGUCUUAUGGUGAGAAGGGAAUGCCGUUCGACUUUGCUUAUGCUGUCAACGACGAAUACAGCGGUAACAUGUUCAGUCACAGAGCGAACUCAGAUGGACUGGUGACGAACGGGGAAUAUUCUGUUGUUCUCCCUGACGGCCGCAAGCAGGUGGUCACCUUCACAGCAAACAACGACUUAGGUUACCUGGCUAAGGUCACCUAUGAGGGGCAAGCCUCCUAUCCGUCCUCGACACCUAAUACCUAUAACUAACGAAAUUUGCUGCCAAAAGCUAGUCUUAAACGUGUAUUUCUAAAUGCACUGUGCAUCUGCUGGUAAUGCUUUGGAACCCCACUUGUUACUGUGGUAUCAUUGUACCAUUAAGUAAACAAUACGUUCCUCGAAAUAAGUUAUUAUUCCUAUUUAUUAGUUGGGGUCAGGAAGAUAUAGCAAGCAAAUUGUGCCGUUUCUUAUUUUUCUUUCCGCUUUCAUGCUUUAGGUUCUCAUUUCUAUAAUUAUUGUAAAUAACACUAAUUUCAUAGAUUACCAUUUGACUUGUCUUAUGGUCAAGUGAGGUUUGCUGACAGCAGCAUCCAGCCUCUACAUCUGUGUUAUAGGCAACACUUCUGAUAUAACGAACACUCUUGUUAAAAACAACAGUCGUGUUAGAAGCAACGCAGACUGUAGCAGAUUUGAUAUCCAUGUGUCAGUGUGCAUUCAGGAUUGUGUUCACAGAAGGUUUAAAUUUGAGACUGACAAUUGUGAUCCAUUUGAACUCAUGGAGGUCAAGGCUGUGUCACCCCACUCAUUAGUGGUCCUCUUGACGCGAAGGUCAAGACUCUGGUCAACGUUGCAAGAAGGUCAGAACUCGAUCAUCUCUCUCUGGAAUAUCAAACUUGGACCAACUUGCCCUACCAAGGUCAGGCCUGAACCACAUCGCACCACAGAGGUCAAGAGUGGACGACCGUGACCCACGGAGGGCAAGACUGAUCCACCUCACAAACACCUUAAGACUGGAUCAUCUGGCUCCACUUCCUGCAUCAACUUUAUUGUUAUUAUAUUUUGAUAAAUACUGUCGAUUUUAUGACAUAUUUCUCGAACAUUGUUAGAAUUAA